This is a messenger RNA of Brassica oleracea var. oleracea, 2635 nucleotides long. Its product is annotated as subtilisin-like protease SBT1.7. Gene Ontology annotation, molecular function: serine-type endopeptidase activity. The coding region runs from base 84 to 2366 and encodes 760 amino acids. The transcript has a single exon. NCBI's taxonomy places the organism in Eukaryota, Viridiplantae, Streptophyta, Magnoliopsida, Brassicales, Brassicaceae. The record is from RefSeq and is a predicted model, not a curated record. Gene Ontology annotation, biological process: proteolysis.
CUUUCUUUCUCUACUCGUCUAUAUAAAACCUUAUCUCAGCUCCACCUUCCGUCUUCGCUUCACAAGAGAGAGACCAUAAAAAUAUGUCUUCUUCGUUUCUCUCCUUCACUGCUUCCUUCUUUCUCUUUAUCCUUUAUCUUCUGGGUUCUUCCCAAGUUUCCGAUGGAGCUCAACAGGCAACAUACAUCGUUCACAUGGCCAAAUCUCAGAUGCCAUCAAGCUACGACCUCCACUCUCUCUGGUACGACUCCUCUCUCAGAUCCGUCUCAGAGUCCGCUCAACUGCUCUACACCUACAACAACGCGAUUCACGGAUUCUCCACUCGCCUAACUCCGGAGGAGGCCGACUCGCUCAUGACUCAGCCGGGCGUCAUCUCUGUUCUCCCCGAGCACCGUUACGAGUUACACACGACUCGGUCCCCGCUCUUCCUCGGCCUCGACGAACACAACAACGCAGAUCUCUUCCCUCAAACCGGCGCAUCCAGCGACGUCGUCGUCGGGGUUCUCGACACCGGAGUUUGGCCAGAGAGCAAAAGCUUCUCCGACAAAGGCUUCGGUCCGGUUCCGUCCACGUGGAAAGGCGGGUGCGAGGCUGGGACUAACUUCACCGCCUCCCUCUGUAACCGGAAACUAAUCGGAGCUAGAUUCUUCGCUCGGGGAUACGAAGCCACGAUGGGACCAGUCGACGAAUCCAAAGAAUCAAGAUCUCCUAGGGACGACGACGGUCACGGAACGCACACGUCAUCAACGGCGGCUGGAUCCGUGGUGGAAGGAGCUAGCCUCCUAGGCUUCGCUAGCGGAACAGCUCGCGGGAUGGAUCCACGCGCUCGUGUGGCGGUUUACAAAGUUUGUUGGUUAGGCGGUUGUUUCAGUUCAGAUAUUCUAGCUGCGAUUGAUAAAGCUAUCGAGGAUAACGUUAACGUUUUGUCUAUGUCUCUCGGCGGUGGGAUGUCUGAUUAUUAUAGAGACGGUGUAGCUAUUGGAGCGUUCGCGGCUAUGGAGAGAGGUAUAUUCGUCUCGUGCUCUGCUGGUAACGCUGGUCCAAGCCCUUUCAGUUUAUCGAACGUAGCUCCAUGGAUCACCACGGUUGGUGCUGGUACGUUGGAUCGUGAUUUUCCGGCGAUUGCGAUUCUAGGCAACGGGAAGAAUUUCAGUGGAGUUUCUUUAUUUAAAGGAGUUGCUCUUCCGGAUAAGCUGUUACCGUUUAUUUACGCUGGGAAUGCUAGUAACGCUACUAACGGGAAUCUAUGUAUGACGGGGACUCUGAUUCCGGAGAAGGUGAAGGGGAAGAUUGUUAUGUGCGAUAGAGGAGUGAACGCUAGGGUUCAGAAAGGGGAUGUGGUGAAAGCUGCUGGUGGAGUAGGUAUGAUCCUGGCCAAUACGGCGGCUAACGGAGAGGAGCUUGUGGCAGAUGCUCAUAUGUUACCUGCGACUACAGUAGGAGAGAAAGCUGGUGAUAUUAUCAGGCGCUACGUCUUGACAGAUCCGAAUCCAACAGCUUCGGUUUUGAUCCAAGGUACCGUGGUUAACGUCCAGCCGUCUCCCGUGGUUGCGGCGUUCAGCUCGCGAGGGCCUAAUUCGAUUACUCCCAACAUUCUCAAACCUGAUUUGAUCGCGCCGGGAGUCAACAUCCUCGCCGCGUGGACCGGAGCCGCGGGACCUACUGGACUUCCUUCCGAUCCUCGCCGCGUGGAAUUCAACAUCAUCUCGGGGACGUCCAUGUCUUGCCCUCACGUCAGCGGUUUAGCGGCUCUUCUCAAGUCGGCGCAUCCGGAGUGGAGUCCCGCGGCGAUUAGAUCGGCGCUCAUGACCACCGUGUACAGAUCCUACAAAGACGGGAAACCGAUCCUCGACAUCGCUACGGGGAAGCCUUCGACGCCGUUUGAUCACGGUGCAGGAUACGUGUCGCCGACGAUCGCCACCAAUCCAGGACUUGUGUACGAUCUAACGACGGUGGAUUACUUAGGCUUCCUCUGCGCGUUGAACUACACGUCGUCGCAGAUCAGAAGCGUUUCGAGACGCAAUUUCACUUGCGAUCCCACCAAGACGUACUCCAUCGCUGAUCUUAACUACCCUUCCUUCGCCGUUAACGUUGACGGAUCAGGAGCUUACAAGUACACGCGCACUGUCACGAGCGUUGGAGGAGCUGGGUCCUACAAGGUUGAAGUCACUUCGGAGAGUACAGCAGUCAAGAUUUCGGUUGCACCGGCGGUUUUGAAUUUCAAAGAAGUUAACGAGAAGAAAUCGUAUACAGUGACGUUUACCGUGGACUCCUCUAAGGCGUCUGGAUCUAACAGCUUCGGGAGCAUUGAAUGGUCAGAUGGGAAACACGUGGUGGCCAGUCCCGUGGCGAUUACCUGGACAUAGUGGUUAAUGGGCUUUUAAUGGAAGAAGAAAGUCACAGAUGUUGUGUGCCGUUUGUUAUAAGAGCUUUGUUUAGUAAACAACGGCACGCAGUCUUGGCUUAUCUAGUUUGCUUUUGGAACUCUUGUCGUUGUGUUUUCUCUUUUGCUAUUUGAAGAAAGAAAUCUUCUCCGGUCACAAGGAUAGCUGGGUUGGGUCUUUUAUUAGCUGUUUUAUCAUGUGACUUGAAUAUUUAAAUGAAAAGUAAAAUGGUUGGACUUUUUAGCUGUUAA